AUGCCGCUGCGUGGUGGAGUGCGCAGAGUUAGGAGAGGUGAGCCGCAGCCAGUGCCAAACAACAACAACAACAACAAUAAUAAUCAGAAUAAUAAUUAUAGUGAAGCCGUUGAGGAGAACGCGGCAAUUGCGACGAGAACAAGGAGAAGGAGGGCGGCUGCUGCAGCUGUUGCGGCACCGGUUGACGAUAACACUGCACCAGCAGCGGCGAACGAGAUUAGGGAGAUUCCAGAGCGGGAGGAGAGGGUUUUGGAGCAACCAGAAAGGAGAGAACAGGUGGGAGAGAGGCCGAUGGAUGAUUAUGGUAGUGGUGGAAAAAGAGUCGACAAGGCUACUGCUGAUGAAUCAUCAGCUGCUCCUCUUCCCGAAAGGGUUCAGGUUGGUGGUUCACCAAUGUACAGGAUCGAGAAAAAACUUGGCAAGGGAGGUUUCGGACAAGUGUAUGUUGGUCGCCGUAUCUCUGGUGGUAUCAGUAAUGAUAGAAAUGGCCCUGGAGCCAUAGAAGUGGCUCUAAAAUUUGAACAUCGUAAUAGUAAAGGAUGUAACUACGGCCCACCUCAUGAGUGGCAAGUUUAUACUACUCUAGGGGGGAGUCAUGGUGUACCACGUGUGCACUACAAAGGCAGACAAGGUGACUAUUAUGUGAUGGUCAUGGAUAUGCUUGGACCUAGUUUGUGGGAUGUUUGGAAUAAUAACUCUCACACGAUGCCCAUCGAAAUGGUGGCAUGCAUUGGCAUUGAAGCAAUAUCUAUAUUGGAAAAGAUGCACUCCAAGGGGUAUGUUCACGGGGAUGUGAAGCCUGAGAAUUUCUUGCUUGGUCCACCAGGGACCCCUGAUGAGAAAAAACUGUUCUUGGUUGAUCUUGGUUUAGCUACUAGAUGGAGGCACAAUACUGGUUUGCAUGUUGAGUAUGACCAAAGGCCAGAUGUUUUCAGGGGAACUGUUCGUUAUGCCAGUGUUCAUGCUCAUUUAGGUAGAACUGGUAGCAGGAGAGAUGAUUUAGAAUCUCUUGCUUACACGCUCAUUUUCCUUCUGCGUGGACGUUUGCCUUGGCAAGGAUACCAGGGUGAGAACAAAGGGUUUCUUGUUUGCAAGAAGAAGAUGGCAACGUCGCCAGAGGGUCUUUGCUGCUUUUGUCCUCAACCGUUCAAAUUGUUUGUGGAGUAUGUUGUAAAUUUGAAAUUUGACGAGGAACCAAAUUAUUCCAAAUGUAUAUCCCUCUUUGAUGGGAUUGUAGGACCAAAUCCAGAUAUCAGACCUAUCAACACGGAGGGUGCACAGAAGUUAACCUAUCAGGUUGGUCACAAGAGAGGCAGGUUGACUUUAGAAGAUGAGGUAGAUGAACAGCCAAGAAAGAAAGUUCGUAUGGGAAUGCCUGCUACACAAUGGAUUAGUGUUUAUAAUGCCCGUAAACCCAUGAAGCAAAGGUAUCACUACAAUGUGAUGGAUACAAGGCUUGCUCAGCACAUUGAAAGAGGAACAGAAGAUGGCCUAUUUAUCAGUUCUGUAGCAUCUUCUCAAAAUCUGUGGGCACUAAUAAUGGAUGCAGGCACUGGCUUUAAUGCACAAGUUUAUGACCUAUCACCUUCUUUUCUUCACAAGGAAUGGAUAAUGGAGCAAUGGGAAAAGAAUUAUUACAUCAGUGCAGUUGCAGGAGCUACAAAUGGGAGUUCAUUAGUAGUAAUGUCAAAAGGCACUCAGUAUCUGCAACAAUCUUACAAAGUGAGUGAUUCUUUUCCAUUCAAGUGGAUAAACAAAAAGUGGAGAGAAGAUUUUUAUGUUACCUGCAUGGCCACUUCUGGUAGUAGAUGGGCAGUCGUCAUGUCUCGUGGUGCCGGAUUUUCGGAGCAGGUUGUCGAGCUAGAUUUUCUUUAUCCAAGUGAAGGUGUUCAUCGGCGCUGGGAUGCUGGAUAUCGUAUAACUUCUACUGCAGCAACUUCGGAUCAGACUGCUCUUGUUUUAAGUGUUCCAAGAAGAAAACCAACUGAUGAAACGCAAGAGACACUUCGGACUUCUGCCUUUCCCAGUACACAUGUCAAGGAGAAAUGGGGAAAAAAUCUGUAUAUUGCAUCUAUCAAGACUUACUGGGCAAUCCAGCUGGAAGAACGAACCCGGGUCUCUGUAAAGGCUCAUUUGCAGGCAAUGUUGAAGAUGUGCUGCUGUUCCUCGCGAUAUUUGCAUAGCACAAAUGAAUGCUUGUGCAUCAAUGACAUUGCUAAUUCUUUCGCCGAUGGAUACUUGUGUACCAUUUGCAUUGUGGAUGAAAACUAG
Messenger RNA from Fraxinus pennsylvanica, 2271 nucleotides. The record is from the annotation of a GenBank genome assembly. Lineage: Eukaryota; Viridiplantae; Streptophyta; Magnoliopsida; Lamiales; Oleaceae.